AUGCCGCCGCCUCCGGCGAGAUCCCGAUUCUUCCACGCGCCGGUCUCCGUUCGAUCCGGCCGGAAAUGCCGCCCCGCCCACCACUCCCUGAGCAAGAACCGAGGAGCACCCGCGCCUUCUCAUCCUCCUGGCAGGAGAUCCAAAUAUUCGGGACAAUCUGUGAGAGCAAUGCGUAUGCGUUUGUUAACGGUCGGCAAGAAGAGGUCUCGAGGGACGCAGCUUCUUGUUGAAGAAUACAAGGAGAAGCUCUGUUACUACUGCGAUUUUGAGGACACCCUUAUCAGAUCCAACCCAAAACUCACAAGUGAUGUUAAGGUCCAAGUUGAAGCAGAAGAUACGGCUAUGAUGCAGCAACUCAAGCCUGAAGAUUUUGUUGUUGUGUUGGAUGAAAAUGGGAAGGAUGCCAUAUCUGAGCAUAUAGUUGAUCUGAUUGGGGAUGCUGGCAACACAGGAUCGUCAAGGCUCACGUUUUGUAUUGGUGGACCAUAUGGUCUCGGGGUACAAGUGCGAGAGCGUGCAUAUGCAACAAUUAGGCUGUCGUCGCUAGUUUUGAACCACCAAGUUGCUUUAAUAGUUCUAAUGGAGCAGCUCUGCAGGGCAUGGACUAUAAUAAAAGGGCAGAAGUAUCACCAUUAGGCUUAUGCUGUAUCAGCAUCAUCCGCUGCUGUUUGAACAGAUCAAGACUUGGAAUAUGAAGACCGUAAAUGCAUAGAUCUGCAGUUUCUAGCGCACCAUGGACACUGUACACACAAGAUGAUUUUUUUUAGAAAAGAGAUUACUCAGCUUCUAUUGAAAGCCAAUACGAUGUUAGAGACACAGGAUGAUUUUUUUGGUCGGUGGCUCACUGGUUGAUAUAUGCUUCCUGAAGUUGUCAAGCAAGAAAGACCUCGUGCAGCAUUACCGAUGAACAUACACUCUCUGGAACUGGAAGUGAAGUAGUGCAAAGGCAAUGACACAUCUGAGCGUUCUGCGAAAAGAAUGACACACCUGAGCCAACAUUGAGGUCAAGCAUGCCACUUUUUUUUUUUCUUCCUCGUUUUCUUCUAUACUGUGAACAUUGUCCAAGUGAUUCAGGAAGAAGAAUGGGCAUAGAGAAUAGAGAUCUUCUAUCAAUUUAUUCCCUUGUUCGUGGUGUUAUACUUCAGAGCAUACCAUUAUCCUUCAACAAAGGAACAAAGAGAGAAUCUUCUCUUGGUGCUGAAUUUUUGUUUGCACACUUGAACUAAGAGUUGAUUUAUCAACGGAAGCUUCAUUGAAAGA
Phragmites australis (common reed) is the source of this 1260-nucleotide messenger RNA. RefSeq names its product putative RNA methyltransferase At5g10620. Gene Ontology annotation, molecular function: methyltransferase activity. The transcript is spliced from 9 exons. The record is from RefSeq and is a predicted model, not a curated record. NCBI's taxonomy places the organism in Eukaryota, Viridiplantae, Streptophyta, Magnoliopsida, Poales, Poaceae. Gene Ontology annotation, biological process: rRNA processing. Bases 1 to 636 code for a protein of 211 amino acids.